This is a messenger RNA of Bursaphelenchus xylophilus (pine wood nematode), 2505 nucleotides long. NCBI's taxonomy places the organism in Eukaryota, Metazoa, Nematoda, Chromadorea, Rhabditida, Aphelenchoididae. The record is from the annotation of a GenBank genome assembly.
AUGGCGUAUAAUCAAGGCCAACCCUACGGAUUCAACCCGCAACAACAGAAUCCCCAAUAUGGCUGGAACGCCGGUGGACAGCAACAGCAGCAACAGGGAUUCAACCCCGUUCCUCCACCAUGUAAGUAGUCUAUUUUGUUUUUUGUGCUUGGUUUUUAUGUUGUCCAUCAGUCCGGUCAUGGUGAAUAUACGGAAGUCGAUGUCUAGAGGUGCCUUGAUAGUAAAAUUAAAACAAUGGAUGGUUCGGACAGAUAAAUUGGAACAUUAUCUGUAAUUUUUAGUUUAAAACGGUUGGAAAUCGAGAGAAUUUUGAAAUUUUUGAAGGAAUUUAUCUUUUUUUUGCCUAAAGUAAUAUAAUUUUUUCUUUGAUUUAACGCCGAAAUUUAAUGGCACACCUCAGACAACCUCCGUAUAGUCUGUUCAGUCCAAUGUCUUGGCUUUGACUUUAGUUUUGCCCCCUUUACGCCUGCUUUUACUUACAUUACCCAUCCUUUUUUAACCUUUCAAAUUUGACCUUAAAAAUGCAAAUCACUUCCCUUUUUGCUUUGCCCAUCUCCUUUGUCGCCUAACCCUUCAAAGCCCGGACAUUAACUGACUUUUCUGACUGUUGUUUUUGCGGGGUGUAGAUGCCGGUGGCCAAUAUCAGUCGGUUCCAGUGUUCUCCCACAACCCCAACUAUGCCGAAAGCGGUGAAGGCCCCAAGAUGGACGUCAACUUCAACGAUCAGACCAUUCGCGCCGCCUUCGUCCGGAAAGUGUUCGUUAUGGUCGGAAUUAUGGUAGGUCAUGGUUAAUAUAAUUGAUUUUCUGAAUUUAGUUGGCCGUGGUCGCGGUGAUGACUGCCAUCCCAUUCAUCCAUGAGGACACCAAAUUGUUCAUCAAACAAUCGCCGGGACUCUAUUUGACCAGUUAGUAAGUUAUCAGUUAUAUUGUAGUAGAUGUUUCUGAUUUUAGUUUCGUCUUUUUGGUGGUGUACAUUGCCUUGAUGUGCUGCGAGUCGGUCCGUCGCUCCUUCCCAGCCAACUUGAUCUGUACCGCAGUUUUGGUAAGGCAUUGGAAAAAUUUUUAUAAGCGAUCUUAUAGUAGUAGGUCCAUUUUUGAAAAAUAUGUAAAAAUUGAGGUUAUUGCGGGAAAUUGAUGGUAUCUUUGACUGAAAUUCGUAUUUUAGACCCUUGCCAUCGGCUACAUGACCAUGAUGCUGGCCGCCACCAAGGACUUGGUCCCGGUCCUGCUCUGUCUCGUGAUCACUUCCGUUUGUUGCGGUGGAAUUAUUUUGUUCUCGAUGCAAACGAAACACGAUCUGACUUCGAUGAUGGGCUUUGUCGCGAUCGCCUCGAUGGUUUUGAUGGUCUUCGGACUGGUCGCCAUCAUCUCGGUCGCCUUCUUCCACGUCCAGUGGAUGUACACGAUCUACGCUGGGCUGGCCGCGCUUUUAUUCAUGGUCUACUUGGCCAUCGAUAUUCAGAUGAUCAUGGGCGGAAGGAAGCUGGAAAUCAGCCCCGAGGACCAUGUCUUCGCCGCCAUUCAGGUGUUUUUGGAUAUUGUUUACAUCUUCUGGAUGUUGCUUCAGUUGAUCGGUGGCUCAAAGUAGGUUUGAAUUUGAUGUAGUUGGUGAAGAAAGGGGGUUAGAAGUAGUAUAAAGGGAAUUGUAAAAAAAGUUUUAGGUUUAGUUUAGCGAAAAAAUCGACGUUUAUAUUAUACAUGACAAUUUUUGAAGAGAUUUAAACGGCUGGAACUUAAGAAUUAGAUGUAUUUUUUGAAAGAAGGGAGUACGUAGAGUGUUUCAAAAUCAGAUUUGAUUUGAUUUUUAGAAAAAUUUAUAUUACACUUGUCAUGUGUAAUAUAAUUUUUUCUUGAAAUAAAUAAUUUUUUAGAUUUAUUGUCUCUCAAAUGUUGUAAAAUGAAAUUAUAUAUUUACGAAUUGUGUUGUCUUCGUAUGUUUUUGAUCAAGAUUCAAGAUUUUUUCAUUUUUUUCAUUUCUAGAGAUGAUUAAAAAUGGAAUUCGCGGCCUUGUCCCGAACACAUUCCAUGACAUCCGUCUAUUACUACUUUUACUUAACAAGCCUAACAUACUCGUUGUCAGACUGCGGUCGAUGUAAAUGUCCGUUAAAUCGAGCUUUUCUCUGUUCGUCGUGCACGGUGCGAUCGAAUGUAAGAAUUCGAGUUACAGUAUGCUGGCUGCUGUAGUUUGAGGGCUUGUUUUGGAUGGAGAUUUAGUUUUGAGAAAUUUCCGAAGUUUCUGGUCUUUUUCUUUGGUUUUUAAUGUGCAAUUUCAGCCUUUUAAUAUAUUACUUUAGCUUGGCUUAGAUAAAAUUUUUAUUUUUUCUGAUUGUUUUUUAUUUUUUUUGGAACCUUUGGGUCUUAUUUUUAUCUAGUAUUUGCAUUUUUACAAGGUCUAUUGCAUUAUCCCUUCAGCAAAUUAACUUUUUCACCUUAUACUUGACUUUAAUCUUUUGGGAUCUAAAAAUUUAUCUCCGUUUCUAAUCGCAGCAUUUUCAGCAACUAA